CAGUCGCUACGAGAUUGCCGUUCAGGCGUAACCCGAAUUCCACCUGUUGGAAAUAUUUUUAAUCCCAUAAUAACUCGAUUGUAGAUGGUUCUAGCAUCGAUUACGGACAGCACGAACGAGAUAUCAUUUUGAAAUGAAGAAUAUAGUUUUCAUUGGUGUAUGUACGUGUCUCGUUUUAACUGUGUUGGCGGCACCGCAGAUGUCGGAUGCGCAAUUAGAAAAAACCCUUGCUGAUAAAGGCACAAUGCAAAGACAUCUCAGAUGUGCACUUGGUGAAGGUCCCUGCGAUAUGGUGGGGAGAAGAUUGAGAACGUUGGCGCCGUUUGUGUUGAGAGGCGCAUGCCCUCAAUGUUCCGUGCAGGAGUCGCGGCACAUUCGCCGCACACUAGCAUACAUACAACGUAACUACCCAUGGGAAUGGGCGAGAAUCCUGAGUUAUUUAGGACUGCUCGUGCUGGUGGUUGUCUGUGCGGCGCAACAGAAUCGGCCCCAGGUCACAGACACAGCUUUGGAUGAAGCACUUAAUGACAAGCGAUUCAUACAGAGACAGCUCAAGUGUGCACUCGGCGAGGCACCCUGCGACCCUAUCGGAAAACGUUUGAAAACUCUGGCACCGCUCGUUUUGCGCGGGGCUUGUCCUCAAUGCUCACCACAAGAAACGAAACAGAUUCAAAAGACACUUUCGUACGUGCAGAGAAACUUCCCGCAGCAUUGGGCUAAACUUGUCCGCCAAUAUGCCGGCUAAAAUACUUUCGGAUUAGAUGUAAAAUUUUAGUGUAAAAAUGGUGCUAGGUUGUUAAUUAAAAUUCAAUUAUGCUAUACCUACUAAUCGAGUGGGCCAAAGCGUGUUGUAAUGAAAUAUUUUAUGGAUCGUACAUAUGCCACCUAAGUUUGUGAACGUACUUAUAAAGUGAUUUAAGUUCGGUACUAAUUUAAAAGUAUUAAUUUUUUUAUUCGUUAGUAUCGAAAUCAAAUGAUUUCAAGGAUAAAAAUAUCACAACGGUCGCACUAAUGUGUGUUUCGUCAUCUUAAAGAAACCUACACUGGUGUGAGAAGAAUUUGGAGUUCAUUUGGUCUCGAAAAAUAAUUAUAUAAUUGAAAAUAUUUUAUACAAAUGUUAAUUAUUAAUUUUUUUAUUUAAUUACUUAUUUUGUUUGCCUACAUCAGAUGCUUUUAAAAAUUUAAACCAAAAUUUAGUGAGGUAAAACUUAAGAUUUAAUUAUUUAAAGUAAUGACAAUGUAAUAUUAAACUUAAGAUAUGUUUUAAAUAAAUUA
Bombyx mandarina (wild silkworm) is the source of this 1275-nucleotide messenger RNA. RefSeq names its product chemosensory protein 16 (gene CSP16). The record is from RefSeq and is a predicted model, not a curated record. NCBI's taxonomy places the organism in Eukaryota, Metazoa, Arthropoda, Insecta, Lepidoptera, Bombycidae.